Liolophura sinensis is the source of this 3642-nucleotide messenger RNA. Its product is annotated as NAD-dependent protein deacetylase sirtuin-7-like. Gene Ontology annotation, molecular function: NAD+ binding; histone H3K18 deacetylase activity, NAD-dependent. The record is from RefSeq and is a predicted model, not a curated record. NCBI's taxonomy places the organism in Eukaryota, Metazoa, Mollusca, Polyplacophora, Chitonida, Chitonidae. The transcript has 10 exons. Gene Ontology annotation, cellular component: nucleus; chromatin. The coding region runs from base 105 to 1910 and encodes 601 amino acids.
UGAAGCCUUCUAAAUGGAUAUAGACAAAAUCAUGCCCGUUUGUAACACAUCCUCUCUCGGCUAGCGUUUGUGAGCAUUGCGGUUUUCCUUGCACAGCAACAAAUAUGGAGACGACAGAUGAGGAGGUGUCGAGGAAAUCCAAGAGAAACGCCAAGAAAUGCGCUGAGAUCGGCAGAAUUCUUGUCAAAGAAGAAGUCAAAGCUCGCGUUAAACAGGUGUCUGACAUUUUGAAAAAAAGUGAAAGUGCCAGAACUGAGGCAGACAAUGCAAUAUUGCAACAGUCACCAGAGAUCGUACAGUCCAUUGGGAAGAGAAGAAAGAGCAGGGAUGCUGCUAAACAACGCCUUUUGGAGGUUGAAGAUGAACCAGAAAUACUGAAGUCUAAGUGCCAGCAGCUGGCACGAGAGUUGAAGGAUUGUAAACAAGUUGUAGUUUAUACAGGAGCAGGAAUCAGCACAGCGGCAUCUAUCCCAGACUACCGGGGGCCUAAUGGUGUAUGGACUCUGUUACAGCAGGGAAAAGAAGUCCAGGCUCAGGAUCUUAGUGAUGCAGAACCAACGCUUACUCACAUGGCUAUCGCCAAACUUCACUAUGAGAACAUGGUAAAGCAUGUUGUCUCCCAGAACUGUGAUGGUCUUCAUCUAAGGAGUGGACUCUCCAGGAAUGCUUUGUCUGAGGUCCAUGGCAAUAUGUUUAUUGAGCUGUGCAAAGAGUGCAAACCACUACGAGAAUACAUCCGCUUGUUUGACGUGACGGAGAGAACGGGUGUGAGACGUCACAGCACGGGUCGCUCCUGUCACAUGUGUGGCUCACCGCUCAAAGACACCAUUGUUCAUUUUGGGGAAAAAGGAGGUCUGCAAUCUCCAUAUAACUGGCAGGAAGCUGCAGAUGCUGUGGAUGACUGUGAUAUGAUAUUAUGUUUAGGAUCAAGUCUCAAGAUUCUACGAAAAUAUCCCUGUUUGUGGUGCAUGGAUAUGAGACCUAAAGACAGACCAAAGCUGUACAUUGUAAACUUGCAGUGGACUCCAAAGGAUGAUUUUGCAACACUGAAGAUCAAUGGGAAAUGUGAUGAAGUUUUGAAGCUUUUAAUGGAAGAAUUAAACAUAGAUAUUCCAGAAUACAAAAGAGUUGCUGACCCCAUCUUCAAAUUGUACACACCUCUUCUCAAGACAGAGCUGAGCUUAACAUCCAAGAAGAUUCUCCAGAUUCCAGAUCAGUUAGAACCUAACCAGUUCAGUCAGGCUGUCAAAGCCUUCACAAAGAAGAAAAAAAUGACGAAUAAGAAAGUACCAGCCAGCAGUGUGUACAAAACCAUCAAAUGUUUACUGGAAAAGGAUCAAGGCAGCUCUUUAAAGUUUGUGGAAUCUACAAAUGUUUCCGGGAUUGAAGAGACAUCAAGUUCAUCUAACAUGGAUGUUGAGAAGAAACCACCAUGUCCAGAAAAAAGAGCAGAAAAAAGUAACAGACAAAGUAAGAUAAAAUCAGAGCACCCAGUUCUGUUUUCAAGACUGGAUUUGAGCACAGCCUCUGGGCAUAACUUACAUGUAGAUCUAUCAAAAACUAUGGUCAGUGUUUGUGAACAGUGUUGUGGCUCCACGUCAUUUGGAAAUUUACAGAAAUGUACAUGUAGCUCUGAAAAAACAGUUGACACAUCUAAAGACGAGGAGGGUUUGAAUUUAGAUGUAUCUGAUGGUGGUUAUAGUCAGAUACCAAACAGUGACCAUAUGUACUCCAGUAUGUCUAAUUUUGGUGUUGAAAAGGAAGAAAUUAAAGACUCAGUCCAUGAAGAUGAAUGCCAAGUGAUUGCACAGAUGCACAGUGAUUCAAAAACCCCAAUCUCACCAGUUACCUCCCUUCCUGGCUGGUUUGGCAAAGGUUGUAAUCCUAGAAAAAGAAAGCGAAAAUUAUAGGUACUUCCUAUGUUGUCAUAACCUGUUAUGUCCUUGUUGAUUCUUUGUGGGUAUCUACCAGUAUCUCAGGGUUGUAUUUAACCUGAAGUUUUUGUAAAGUUUUAUCUCAUUAAGUUGAUUUUGGGGGUACUUUUGUACUUCUCCAGAUCUCACAUCUAUGCACACGUUAUCCACUUUUGAACAAAACUCAGACCAAGUUCCAGCAUUCUGGGAGUCGUUCAGUGUAUUAUGUUAAGUUUUGUUGUCAUAUUUAUGUGAGGAUGAUUAAUUUUUGUGUGUAUGGAGAAUGAAGUUCACCACAAACACUGAUAUAUACUGGUGAAAGGUUAAUUAGAAUUAUUUUCCCUCCCUUUAGUUGAAGUAUAAUUUCUUGAUUUUAUGUCUGAUAUAUUGACCUUCAGAAUGAACAAUUUGUAUGUAAUUUAAACUGUAAAACAAAUUUAAAAUUCAGUUAUACCUACUUAUGUACAUGUACCUACAUUGCCUGUGGCUCACAUUAACUCCAUUGCCUGGGGACUUGAGCUAGUUUGUAAUAGGAACCUGUCAAACACCCAGCAGUAGGACCUUGAUGCCAUUUUGUUGACAUCAUACGUUUGUUUCCCAACUCAUCAUUAAAUACAGGACGACUUUACAGCUGAAACUAAUACAUUGUAGAUGUUGCGCUGCAAUCUUUUUUAACAUAACAAAAUGUCCAGGGGAGUAAAAAUACACUGCCUUCCCAUUGAUUACUCUGUGACUGUUGAAUUUAGCAUCAUUGCAAAAUGCGGAAAGGCAGCAGUAACAAUAAUUGUACAAUGAUACAUGCAUUUAAACUGAGUUUACAUCACUACUAUUUCAGUCAGUUGAAGAAUAAGCAUUGUGCAAAGUUGUGUAUUUAAGAUGUCCUGGGUAGUACAUGUAUAUGCCAGUUAGUGUUUGACUGAAAACAUUGCGAAAAGAUAUUUGUCACAGGCAUGAGCAGUAGGCUGUACAAUUGCUGUUGGUGAUAGUGACAAUGGAUGAAUUCAUGUGUUGUCCAAAUGUUGUGCCUAAAAUUAUGAUAUCAUGUAAUAUGAGAAGUUCAAAAAAAUCUAACAUUAUCUAUAUAAAAAUAUAUGCAUUAAAACAGUGCUUUAAAAGGGUUUCACUCAUUCAGCAAUGGUAUGUCACCAUAUGUUAAAUCAUUGUAUCUCUAUCACAACUCUCACAAGGGUCUGAUCAGUUGGACUGGAAGUUGUGUUCAUGGAUCUGCAUCAAUCUCAAAGACCCAUCACAUGGUCUUCUGUUGUAGCAUAGGCACACUUCUGUAUGCUUUUUUUCUGCAGAUGCAUACCGAUGCUCUCUCAAAACCGCUAUCUAGCUUUAAUAUUGGCAGUGGCAUCUCAUCAGUCUACAGUUUAUCAUUUUGUCCCAUAGGUUUAAGGUCUUAAACCGUAUCACCAGUCUUAUCCUAAAGUAAUAUAAAAUUAAUGGAACGUUCACACCUUCGGUGUAAGUUAACCUUCUGUAUGUGUGUAUGAAAGUCUUGUUUGAGAUACAUUUUUAUCCCGAGGACGAAUAAAGCAUUGUGAAAGUUCGCUUUAUUUUGCCUGUAUUCUCUGCUAGCUGAAGAUUAAGAUAUUACACCUUGAGUUUGUAGAAUACUGCUAGCCUAAGCCAAAGGACAUGAGUAGCAUACCUUACUUUGUGCUGGAAUUAGUAUAACCACUGCAGGCGAUAAUCUUUAACAAAUGUUUGAUACAACCUUUUUGUA